GGCCAUGCUGGCGGGCUGUGACUCGGCCAUAGCCCAUGAGGCCCAUGCCCUGAAUCAUGCAUACUAUUUGUGCGAUGGAAUCGCUGAGAAAUGACAGCUACCUUAACACCCGUGGGAGAGAUUGUGCCGCAGCGUUUCCCCUCACGCUUCCGCCCGAUGCCCAGCAACUGCUUUAUGGUCCGAUGUUGUCGACAUCACACAGAUCAUAGUGAAUCGUUCCUCAACCGCAUCAAUUAUCUGUAGCUCCGUGAUUCCGAUCUCAUUCCAUACAGCUCGACGCAAUGGAAAGCUCUGCGCUUACCCCGUCAGGGUCAGGGGCUGCUCAAAACCAGCUGACGCAACAAGGUUCCGUCGACUGGAUCCAGCUAGCCAAAACGACGAUAUCUUUCCCAAUGUCGGUUUUGGCACGGCUUGCUGCCGCGGACAUCGCGCCACAUACCAUCGUGGUUGGACAAAGCAUAUCGUCAGCUUUUGUCCUAUCCACGCAAGGGAUGGAGCGAUUCACGGAAGCAUUGAAAAGCCUCCCCAGUUGCUCCAGCAUCGGAGACGUCAUCUGGUUCGGUUUCGGAAUCCGACACAUUGUGAGAGAGAUUGCCCAGACUGUUCAGGGUGCGACCCUCCUCACGCUCUGUGCAAGUCUCGCGGAGCUCCAGUCGGCGAAGGCCUGUGCGGCAAUCCUGAUGCACUUUACCCGUGUAUCUGGAGCGCCGAGUGAACUGCAGCCAUCGCCGCAGCAGUGGAUCAACAUGGUCGAGGCGUGUUCGGGAAUCCUGCGACCAACAACCUUUGGAUGCAUCGCCGACCAGUUCAUGGCUUUUUCUGCUGUCAGCGACUCUUCUCAGCAAGGCGAGCCGGAGGACGUUGCUAGAGCGCUUCAUGCCGUUGCGCUUGUCUCAUCAAACGCCAUGCAUUCGGUCACAUUGGUUGGUGGUCCGUCCUGUGGAUGGAUCGCGGCGUUUGGCUUCUUUUUCCUUGGCCUCGACGUUGAGAUCCGUAGGGACAGUGGCAGUACUCUUUGUUACCGAUCUGCGGCCGACGAAAACCAAGUUCGCAUCUUCGUACACUACGACGGAUCUUCGACAUCCCGCGAGCUUCAAGUCUGCAAAAUGGCCUAUCGCGUCAGAACAAUAAACAAAUACAUUUCCAGCUUGGACGACAGGUACGAUCAUAUAAUGUCUGGCUCGGUGCCCUGGGAAAGCUGCCUCAGUGAGGCCUUCGGAGACUCGGCCCUUAAGCUACUGGAAGCCAGGCAGCAGUUCGGAAAUAUGAUCAGCUCCGCUGCUCGAGUAUUUCAGGGGUUGACGAAAGCCGAGCCCAGCGGUCAUUUCACACCGCAAGAUUUCCAGGCGUGGUUUGGGUUUCAGUCCGGUCAAAGCGGGUUUGGGUUCAUCGACGCUGCCGUUUUCUGGUUUCCGGAACUGGCAUCUCUGAGGACUUAUAUCUCGCCGAAUCUGAGCAUGUCUCUUGGAGAUGCCGUGGAAGCAUACGAUCAAGCCACACUGCAGGUUGGGACUCUCUGUGGCUGCCAUGUGUGCCGCGACGGUGGCCGGCUCCUCGGUUCGGCGGAGUACUGCCUUACAGGCUUGGCUGUGACACUGAUAUUCCUUGUCUGGAAUCUCUCCGGCCUGCAGCUCGGUGCCGAUCUCAAGCCGUACCGGUCAGGACUCAGACACGUGUACCAGCUCCACGUGCCUGGGAACCCGGAGUUCGCGAUUGAAGGGGAACGAAUCUCGGGUUACCAUACCGUUGAGACGCUCAUAAGCCACCUUAACCUUGCGUCGGUAUAUCAUACUGCCCAGUUCCUCUUCACAACGAAUCUCUAUCCGCAACGCAGCGGUAGAUUCACUGCUGCGGCCGUCGGUGGUAUAUGUUUCUACUUCGAUGUCCUUCGGGAGGUCUCGGAUGACCCAGGAAGCACUGCGAUCCUCCACGUACUUCCCGGUAGCAUUGCAACAGCGCAUGGCAGGAAGUAUCUGCAUGUCGUCGACAAGAUGGGUAUGGGCUCGGACGGUUUCCUAAGACUUCAUUGGACAAGGGGGUGGAAGGCAUUGGAGCAAGUCCCCCAGUUUACGCUGAAUUAUCCUUGCGACGCAACCAGCACAUUCGGUGCCGACGACUCUGUGCUAUUGAAGGACACAGGAAGCCAUGGUCUCGAGGCUUCCCUCAUCGUCGAGGAGUCCCCCGAGGCCUUGCUCGCCGACCUCUAUGUAUCAGGUCCGCGGGGCUCCUGCCGGGUGGGAGUCUAUACAAUGCUGAGGGAGAUCAUGGAAAGUUCGGGUCUGGUGCACUGCUCCCACCCCAGCUGCGCUGCCUUUCAACGACCCUUAGGGGACGUGGUUCUAGUGGAUGGAGAGGGCUCUAUCCCAGAAACCAAGCGAUGGGUGCUCUACAUCCGGCGGCUCACUGGCAAUGCCCUUGCCAGAUGCGUUGGGAUUCUCGUCAGGAGAAGCUGGGUGGAUCAUAUUAUACUACGGAGGAGGGAGUGCAUAGCGUGUUGCAUGACAGCCGCCGAGAUCUAUCCCCGACUCGUUUACCUUGUUCUGUAAGACGUGAGGUUGGCUCACAAAAAUCUGGUCUUUGCAGGGAGGCAAAAUGGGCGUCGUACAGGAGGGUUAACACAACUGAAUUCAAGACCAAGUCUGGAAG
This is a messenger RNA of Chaetomium strumarium, 2646 nucleotides long. RefSeq lists its product as uncharacterized. NCBI's taxonomy places the organism in Eukaryota, Fungi, Ascomycota, Sordariomycetes, Sordariales, Chaetomiaceae. The transcript has a single exon. The record is from RefSeq and is a predicted model, not a curated record. Bases 282 to 2546 code for a protein of 754 amino acids.